AUGAGGAACCUCGGGCAAUGCCUCACCACGCUGGGGGUUAUCCUGCUGUUGACUGUUCUCAAUGCCUCGGCUGCUUAUUCCCAUCAUAUGGACUUCGUGACCGAGAACGGAACGCAGUGGGCAGUCAAGGUGUCGGCCAAGGACCAAUCCGAACAGUUCCUCAAGCUCAAGCAGCUCGCAGAGGAGCACGGGUGCCGCAUCAUUGGACCGGUCGGCAACCUUCGCGACUACUUCCUUCUUGAACACGACCCCAACCACCGAGCCAGGAGGAGCAUUGCAGAGGUGGACACCGCACUGGCGGUCCAUCCGCACGUAGAAUGGUCCGAGAUGCAGGAGCUGCGCACCCAUGCCAAGCGCAUGGAGCUUAUCACGGACCCCUUGUACCCUGCCCAGCACCACCUGCACAACCCACACGGCAGGGACCUCCACGUCAUUCCCGCCUGGGAAAGAGGCCUGUCGGGUCGCGGCAUCGCUAUCUCCCUCGUGGACGACGGCCUGGAGUGGCGCCACAAGGACUUUGGCGAAGGGUCGCGCUUCCUUGCGGAGGGAUCGAAGGACUGGAACGGACGAGACGACGAUCCUACUCCUGUGCGCUCGGACGACACCCACGGCACCGCCUGCGCCGGUCUCGCCUACGCCGGCAUGAACGACGGCACCUGUGGCGUGGGUUUGGCUUUUGCGGCCAAGGUGAGCGGUCAGCGACUGAUUUCGGGCGGCGUGACGGAUGCCAUGGAAGCAGCAGCGCUCUCGUACCGCAACGAUCUCAACCACAUCUACUCCUGUUCGUGGGGGCCGCCCGAUGAAGGACUAAACGUGGAGGGACCCAAACACCUGAUGCAGCAGACCUUUAUCGAGGGCACCACCAACGGCAGGAAUGGAAAGGGCACGAUCUUCAUGUGGGCCGGCGGCAACGGAGGCGGUGCCAGGGACAACGUCAACUAUGACGGCUACGCCAACAGCAUCUACUCGAUUGCCAUCGCCUCUGUCAAUGGUGACGGCCGCAAGGCAGACUACAGCGAAGAGGGAGCCCCGUUGGUGGUGAGCGCCACCUCGAGCCCGCCCUACGUCACCACCACCGGCGUCAAAGGAGGCUGCGACCGAAGGUUCAGCGGCACCUCAGCCUCGGCUCCCAUGAUCUCCGGCGUUGUCGCCCUCAUGCUGGAGGCCAACCCCAACCUCACCUGGCGGGACGUGCAAAACAUCCUGCUGCGAACGGCUGCGAAGAAUGAUGAGGGAGACAUCGACUGGGUGGUCAACGGGGCCGGUCUCCACGUCAAUCACAAGUAUGGGUUUGGGUUGUGCGAUGCGGCUGAGGCCACGGCCAUGGCGGCCACUGCCCCACUGCUUCCCCCGGCCACCACCCCAGUCGUGGUGACGUGGACCGGCUCCGUGUCCAUUCCAGACCGCAGCACCGCGGCGGCGACCAUUCCGCUGCAGACCAAUGCCAACAUCAAGGUGGAGCACGUCCAAGUCCGCUUUGUCGCCAGCCACCCUCGGAGGGGAGACUUGAGCAUUACGCUGAAGUCCCCUUACGGGACGAGCAGCGUGCUGGCGCUACAGCACAGGGACGUAGGCCGAGACUACGACUGGACGUUCAUGUCGAUGCGCCACUGGGGCGAGAGCUCCGCGGGCGUGUGGACCCUGGUGGUCACCGACAUGAAGGUCGGCGCAGUCGGGCAAGUCACCGGGGUCACGUUGACCCUGCGCGGAACACAGCCAUGA
Messenger RNA from Acanthamoeba castellanii str. Neff, 1722 nucleotides. RefSeq names its product peptidase, S8/S53 subfamily protein. The coding region runs from base 1 to 1722 and encodes 573 amino acids. The transcript has 16 exons. The record is from RefSeq and is a predicted model, not a curated record. Gene Ontology annotation, molecular function: serine-type endopeptidase activity. Gene Ontology annotation, cellular component: Golgi membrane; trans-Golgi network. Lineage: Eukaryota; Discosea; Longamoebia; Acanthamoebidae. Gene Ontology annotation, biological process: protein processing.